UUUCGCCGGGGCUUGCGCAGCACAGCAUAAGCAAUAAUCGGGAGUGUUUCCUUCAGGGGCGUAUAUGCACUUUAUGCUAGGCAAGUGUCCAAGCGAUUUGGUGCAUUGAAGAGCCGCUUCUUUGCCAAAGCAGCCCUGUUAGUUAUCCAGUAUCGAGGCUGGUUGGAUAUGGUGCCGCCGGCUCAGUGAACACAUCGCCUAUUCACACGCGAACCGCUCAGAGAGGGGAGCUGAACUACGCCUAAAUCACGUUCUUUUCGAAUACCGUGCACCGCUACUUUAGCCAAUCAUGACUGACGCAAAGUACUUCACGACGACCAAGAAAGGUGAAAUAUUCGAGCUGAAGAGCGAACUGAACAGCGACAAAAAAGAGAAGAAACGCGAAGCAGUCAAGAAAGUAAUCGCCUCGAUGACAGUCGGCAAGGAUGUCAGUGCCCUGUUUCCAGAUGUGGUAAACUGCAUGCAGACGGACAACCUAGAACUGAAGAAACUUGUCUACCUCUACCUGAUGAAUUAUGCUAAGAGUCAACCUGAUAUGGCUAUAAUGGCUGUGAAUACAUUUGUAAAAGACUGUGAGGACGGCAACCCCCUGAUCCGGGCGCUGGCGGUGCGCACCAUGGGUUGCAUCCGCGUGGACAAGAUUACGGAGUACCUAUGCGAACCCCUGCGGAAGUGCUUAAAAGACGAGGACCCCUACGUGCGAAAGACGGCUGCCGUGUGCGUCGCCAAGUUGCAUGACAUCAACGCCCCCCUCGUGGAGGACCAGGGCUUUUUGGAUCAGCUGCGAGAUCUUCUCUCUGAUUCCAACCCCAUGGUAGUGGCCAAUGCUGUGGCAGCGCUGUCCGAGAUGAAUGAGGCGUCGAGCAGUGGCCAGCCACUGUCCGAGAUGAGUGGGCCCACCAUCAACAAGCUGCUGACUGCACUGAACGAGUGCACCGAGUGGGGUCAAGUGUUCAUCCUUGACUCGCUGUCAAACUACUCGCCCAAGGACGAACGCGAGGCCCAGAGCAUCUGCGAGCGGGUCACUCCUCGCCUGGCACACGCCAAUGCGGCCGUGGUGCUUUCGGCGGUCAAGGUGCUGAUGAAGUUCAUGGAGAUGAUGAGCAGCGACUCUGACUUCGUCACCACCCUGACAAAGAAGCUGGCCCCUCCUCUGGUCACUUUGCUGUCCAGUGAACCAGAGGUGCAGUACGUGGCACUCAGGAACAUCAACCUCAUCGUGCAGAAAAGGCCCGACAUUCUGAAACAUGAAAUGAAGGUGUUCUUUGUCAAGUACAAUGACCCGAUAUACGUCAAGUUGGAGAAAUUGGACAUCAUGAUCCGCCUUGCAUCCCAAGCUAACAUCGCUCAAGUCCUGGCUGAGCUGAAAGAGUAUGCCACAGAAGUUGACGUGGACUUUGUGCGCAAGGCUGUGCGUGCCAUUGGCCGCUGUGCCAUCAAGGUGGAGCAGUCAGCCGAGCGGUGCGUCAGCACCCUGCUCGACCUCAUUCAAACCAAGGUUAACUAUGUUGUCCAAGAAGCCAUCGUUGUCAUCAAGGACAUCUUUAGGAAGUACCCAAACAAGUACGAAAGCAUUAUAUCCACACUGUGUGAAAACCUGGACACACUGGAUGAACCAGAAGCAAGAGCCUCGAUGAUCUGGAUCAUAGGAGAGUAUGCGGAACGCAUUGACAAUGCAGACGAGCUCCUGGAAAGUUUUCUGGAAGGAUUUCAUGAUGAGAAUACUCAGGUUCAACUUCAACUGCUUACAGCCAUAGUCAAGCUGUUUUUGAAACGACCCACUGAGACCCAAGAACUUGUGCAGCAGGUUUUAAGUCUGGCCACCCAGGACAGUGACAAUCCCGACCUGAGGGACCGGGGUUUCAUCUACUGGCGGCUGCUCUCGACAGAUCCCGCAGCAGCCAAGGAGGUGGUGCUGGCCGAAAAGCCGCUCAUCUCGGAAGAGACGGACUUGCUCGAGCCCAGCCUGCUCGAUGAGCUCAUCUGUCACAUUGGCAGUCUUGCCUCGGUCUACCACAAGCCCCCUUCGGCCUUCGUAGAGGGAUCGCGUGCCGGCCUUCGCCGCGCCCUGCCACCAAGGCACAACUCUGUGGGCUCAGCAGAAGAGGCUGGAGCAUCGGGAGGUGGGGACCAGUCGACAGUCAUCCCGAGUGCCGACAACCUGAUUGGGGACCUGCUGAGCAUGGACAUCGGAGCUCCGCCUGCUGUGCCACCUGUUGCAGCUGUGCCACCGGCUGCUGCCCCUCCAUCGGCUGCCAUGGACAUCUUUGGUGGCGGUCUGGACAGCUUGUUGGGCGAUCCUCUUGGCGGUGCGGGUGCUGCUCCUAUCCCAGCGGCGGCACCGGCUCCGCUGGGAUCCACCAACACGACCGGCCUGCUGGGUGACAUAUUUGGCCUGGGCUCCACAAGCACCUUCUACACGCCACCAAAGCAGAUCUGGCUGCCUGCAGCGCGAGGAAAAGGUUUGGAGAUUGCAGGCACCUUCACACGAAGAAAUGGCCAAAUCUUCAUGGACAUGACCUUCAGCAAUAAAGCAAUGCAGGCCAUGACUGGCUUCGCUAUUCAGUUCAACAAAAACAGCUUUGGGCUGGCCCCUGCACAGCCACUGCAGGUGCAGGCUCCCUUGCAGCCGAACUUCCCGGCAGACGCAAGCCUUCCGCUUUCUACUACUGGUCCGGUCCAGAAGAUGGAUCCCCUUACGAACUUACAGGUGGCCGUGAAGAACAACGUGGACGUCUUCUACUUCAGUUGUGUGGUUCCAUUGCACGUGUUGUAUGUGGAAGACGGACUGAUGGACAAGCGCGUGUUUUUAGCCACCUGGAAAGACAUCCCAGCCCAGAACGAGCUGCAGUUCUCGCUGGAUGCGGGCGCCCUGUCGGCCGACCAGCUGGCCCAGCGGCUGCAGCAGAACAACAUCUUCACCAUCGCCAAGCGGAACGUUGACGGCCAGGACAUGCUGUACCAGUCGCUGAAGCUCACCAAUGGCAUCUGGGUGCUGGCCGAGCUGAAGGUUCAACCGGGGAACCCCAGGAUUACUUUGUCCUUGAAGACGAGAGCGCUGGAAGUGGCACAAGGGGUGCAUCAGAUAUACGAAAUCAUCCUACACAGCUGAGAAGACUGAACGGGAAUGUUUCUCAAUGUCUUUUUUUUUUUCCUUGAUGCAGUCGAGUCUGAACUUUUUUUUUUUCUGUUGUGGCAUGUAUGCAAAGCAGAAGUGCAACAUUCCUAAGUUAUGUCACUGCGCCUGUGCGAAAGGACUGCAGAACUUAGCGUGCUUGGUUGGCAUCCAAUUCGCGUGUAGAGCUGUGAAAAUUUUUUUUUUGUAAGUCAAGUCUCUUCAUUUUGUGUACUGGACAUUCCCGACCCAACCGACGCUUUGGAUCAUAGUGUAUAGUUAAAACUUAAAAAGGCCCUUCUUUACUCAGUGGCUGCUGCAUGGCUCUUUAAUAUUUCAUUCUUGCACUAUUAAAGAAAGAGGUCUUCAGCUCAUCUUCGAUUGGAUGUGUGUGAAUAUGAAUGUUUUUGUGUUGGAAGAGUAAUCGAAGCAUCAAAGCACUAGGCGUUUAGAAAACACGACCUCUGUAGUGAGACGUUUACUUUUUUCUUUGCCGAGUCUUUCGUUGCAUUUUGCUCAUCUGUCGAGGAGUUGCGCACCACGCUUCGAGGCCUAAGGCAUAGACACUUAAGAAAACCAUUUGGCACGUGUGUGUUCUCGAACCCAAGCAAAAAACGUUUGCGUGCAUUAUGAAAUCUGGGCACAAAGCGAGAAAAGGAACGCGCGUGUGCCAAAUAAGUGAUGUGUAACCUAGUUUUUCCCUUGCCAUUUGUUCAGUUAAUACGAGGUGACAUGUUUCUAAGGCUACCGCUUGAAUUCGGUAGAUUCUCCUAGUGGUUCGGAAGUCAAAGCCGUGGUGUCGACCACGCUAAUGGAGCUUCGCUGCCGACGUUCGUAAACCUUCAUCAACUCAAUGCUGCUUUGGCUGCAAAAAUUCAACGACUGUGCCGCUCUCAACUCUAGCGGUCAACACACUUCAUUCAUGCUCUUCGGCGAUUCCCAAAUGAGUUUUGUGACAAGGCUUUUGUAUGCUGUCUUGAAAGCACCAGCGAAAGUCUAUUUCUCAGGACCUCUAACCACUGGAACCAUUGAGUGCAAAUGAAUCGCCGUCAGGUUCGUUUUGAGUGUGUUACCAUAUGCACAUAUAAGAGUGUUGAGUCGAAGAGAGUUUGUGAACAAUGUGGCUAUUGUACAUUUUAUGUGACAAUGCAAGCGCCUUUAGUGGACGUAUGUAGCAAUUGUGCACAGUUAGCAAUGCGCCGAUAGGUGUGUAGAUUUGCUUGCCAUCUAAACCAUCAGAAACGCAAGGGGAGGGAGGUACGUCAGAGUUGGGGUCUUUCGUGGACUUUUGUGACAUAUAGUGAUUUUCACUGUGAAUGAACUUAUUAAGCCUCCUCAAGUGUUGUCGACUUGGGGGAAUGCCUCUUUGCUGAGUGACGGGCACAGAAACGAGAAGAUCUGGAAACAAGGGCAUGCCGUUAAAGAAGACCACCUCUGACCGCCGCAAAUGAGCCACACCUGCCAAAAUGCUCGGACUUACCAUGUAGCACUUUGGUUAUUGGCAUGUGGAAACAUGCAGUCGGCUAUUUCAAGCAUUGUCAUUCAUUUUUUACUUAGCAUCGUACCGUUAAGGAUGUUGUAAAAGCUCCGGUGUUUCAUUGUUGGGAAAAAAUACUUUCAGCUUAUAGUAACUUUUAAAAAGUGUCGUUUGUUUUGUACAAAGUGUGCCGCGGUGAAAAUGGCGUCUGAAAUUUCGUGUUUAUUUGCUUUGUUGCCUUGCAAUGAUGCUAAGAGUGAAACGAAAGCAACAAAAAGCUAACACUAUUCCCCCUUUCCCUCAGAUGUAUAAACCGUAAGCACGUUCUUGUUUCUACUGCCGUAACCGUGGUUGUACUUUUAUGCUAAGCUUUCACGUCAAGAAGAAAAAUAUAUGUGCAUGAACAUGUUUCAAUGCCGGUGUGAAGCACAGAGUGCAUUGGCAUGUGCGUGCAUGUGUGUAGUUUAGUCUGUGGAACACCCGUGUGAAUAACUUUCGAUUUUGUGGCGAUACGUUCACAUUGUAAACACUUGCGUAAUAGAACGAAAACUGAAGUUACUCAUGCUCGGAGUACUGCGAGGAGGCCGGUCAACGUUGGUUAAUUUUUUUCAUGUUUCUAAAACAGCGCCGUGACAGUUAUGCAGUGCAUUCAGUUGUUGGCCUUUGCCAGGUGUUAUGGAAAGAGUUGGAACGUAAGCGUGGAAGUUGACUGUAAAAAAAAUAAAAGAAAUAAAACUCAUUGAAGUAUUCGUGGCUGA
Molecule: messenger RNA, 5350 nt
Organism: Rhipicephalus sanguineus (brown dog tick)
Lineage: Eukaryota; Metazoa; Arthropoda; Arachnida; Ixodida; Ixodidae
Gene: AP-1-2beta
Product: AP-1 complex subunit beta-1
Exons: 19
Coding region: 290-3112 (940 amino acids)
Biological process (GO): vesicle-mediated transport; intracellular protein transport
Cellular component (GO): membrane coat; clathrin adaptor complex
Molecular function (GO): clathrin binding
Source: RefSeq, a predicted model, not a curated record